Molecule: messenger RNA, 6215 nt
Organism: Boleophthalmus pectinirostris (great blue-spotted mudskipper)
Lineage: Eukaryota; Metazoa; Chordata; Actinopteri; Gobiiformes; Gobiidae
Product: copine-3-like
Exons: 16
Coding region: 164-1819 (551 amino acids)
Biological process (GO): cellular response to calcium ion; ERBB2 signaling pathway
Cellular component (GO): plasma membrane
Molecular function (GO): receptor tyrosine kinase binding; calcium-dependent phospholipid binding
Source: RefSeq, a predicted model, not a curated record
AGCAGGGGCGGGACCUUUCGCGCGGAGCUGUCUCUUUAAAGCGGGCUGUCCCUGUGAUCCAAUCGAGCGCUCUGGCACCGCCCUCCUCUGCGCUCACUGUGCCAACGGGACAUUACUAUUACGCACGCUUAUCUGACAGAUCCACCGCUGUUUCACGGGAGCGAUGGCUGCGGUGGGACAGGGCCCUGCGGCGGCUCCGUGCGUCACUAAAGUGUCUCUGAGCGUCUCGUGUGAAAACCUGAUGGACAUGGACGCCUUCUCCAAGUCUGACCCGCUGUGUGUGCUCUACGUCAGCACGUCGGGCGCUCAGUGGUGCGAGAUCGGCCGAACAGAGAAAAUCAUGAACUGUCUGAACCCGAAGUUCUCCAGAAGCUUCAUGGUGGAUUAUUACUUUGAGAUGGUGCAGAAGCUGAAGUUUGAGGUUUACGAUAUCGACAGUGAAAACUCCAGUCUGGUGGACGCAGACUACCUGGGGCAGCUGGAGUGCACACUGGGGCAGAUCGUAUCCUCCAGAAAAUUCACAAAACCGUUGUUGCUAAGAGACAAGAGGCCUGCAGGAAGAGGGACCAUCACAAUCUGUGCGGAGGAAAGAACAGACAACCGCGUGGUAGACUUUGAGAUAUCAGCAAGAAAUCUGGAUAAAAAGGAUUUCUUUGGUAAAUCAGACCCUUUCCUGGAGUUUUACAGAGAGACUGAAACCGGGUGGCAGCUGUGUCACAGGACAGAGGUGAUCAAAUGCAACCUUAAUCCAGUGUGGAGGCCUUUCAGAGUUUCACUACAAUCACUAUGUAACUGUGAUGUGGAAAAAUCUAUCAAGAUCGAUUGUUACGACUACAAUAACAGCGGGUCACAUGACUUUAUAGGGUCAUUGCAAGCCUCUGUCAGCCAAAUACAGCAGGCUUCACAAACAUAUGCGGCUGAGUUUGAAUGCAUCAACAGUAAGAAGAAACAAAAGAAGAAAGGAUACAAAAACUCUGGUGUCAUCGUUAUUAAAAAAUGCAAGAUUAUAAAAGAGUACACAUUCUUGGAUUACAUAAUGGGCGGCUGUCAACUCAACUUCACUAUCGCCAUAGACUUCACAGGCUCCAAUGGAGACCCCAGGACGCCCCAGUCUCUGCACUACAUAAACCCCCAGGGCUAUAACGAGUAUCUGGCAGCGAUUUGGGCCGUGGGCAACGUCAUCCAGGACUACGACAGUGACAAGAUGUUCCCUGCUUUUGGUUUUGGAGCCAUGAUCCCUCCAACGUGGCAGGUCUCUCAUGAGUUUCCCAUCAACUUUAACCCCUCAAACCCAUUUUGUGCAGGUGUGGAGGGAGUGGUCCAGGCGUAUCAGCAGUGCCUCCCUCAGGUCAAACUUUACGGACCCACAAACUUCUCUCCGAUCAUCAACCACGUCGCUCAGUUUGGACGACAGGCCAUGCAGCAGCAGACAGCAUUGCAAUACUUUGUUCUCCUCAUCAUCACUGAUGGGGUGAUCACGGACAUGGACCAGACACGCACCGCCAUCGUGAACGCCUCUCGUCUGCCCAUGUCCAUCAUCAUCGUGGGAGUGGGCGGAGCCGACUUCAGCGCCAUGGAGUUCCUCGACGGAGACGACGGGAUUUUACGCUCCGCAUCGGGAGAACCGGCCAUGAGGGACAUCGUGCAGUUUGUGCCCUUCAGACAGUUUCAGAAUGGUCCUCCUGAAAUGUUGGCUCAGAGCGUUUUGGCAGAAGUACCAGGACAAGUCACAAGUUUCUUCAGUGCGAUGAGUCUGAGGCCCCCAAACAGCAGCGACGCACCAGCCGACCCUCUGACGGACCAGAGUCUGUCUGCUUAAACUAACAUCCUACACAAAAGAUCACACAAUGGCUCUGGAAUGUGGGAGAUUAGGACUAGACUGGGACUGGAACAGGACUCGGACUAGACCACAGCAGGACUAGACCAGGGGUAGGCCAGGAGUAAAGCAAAACUAAAUCAGAACUACACCAGGACUACACCAGGACCACAUCAUCACUACAUCAGGACUACAUCAGGAUUACAUCAGGACUAUGUCAGGACUACACCAGGACUACACCAGGACUACAUCAGGACUACGUCAGGACUACACCAGGACUACACCAGAACUAUAUCAGGACUACACCAGGACUACAUCAGGACUACGUCAGGACUACACCAGGACUACACCAGAACUACACCAGGACUACACCAGGACUACACCAGAACUAUAUCAGGACUACACCAGGACUACACCAGGACUACACCAGGACUACACCAGGACCACAUCAGGACUACAUCAGGACUACACCAGGACCACAUCAGGACUACACCAGGACCACACCAGGACUACAUCAGGACUACAUCAAGACCACACCAGGAUUAUAUCAGGACUACAAAAGGACCACUCCAGGACCACUCUAGGACCACUCCAGGACUACAUCAGGACUCUAUCAGGACUCUGUCAGGUCUAAAUCAGGACUAAAUCGGGACUACACCAGGACUACACCAAGACUAUAUCAGAACUACACCAGGACUACACUGGAAAUACACCGGGACUAGAUCAGGACUACACCAGGACUACACCAAGACUAUAUCAGAACUACACCAGGACUACACCGGAAAUACACCGGGACUAGAUCAGGACUACACCAGGACUACAUCAGGACUACCCCAGGACUGUAUUAGGACUACACCAGGGCUAGAUCAGGACUACACCAGAACUACACCAAGGCUACACUAGAACCACGCCAGGACCACACCAGGUCUAUAUCAGCAUUACACCAGGACUAUAUUAGGACUGCAUCAGGACUACACCAAGACUAUAUCAGAACUACACCGGAAAUACACCGGGACUAGAUCAAGACUACACCAAGACUAUAUUAGGACUACACCAGGACUACACCAGGACUAUAUGCAUGGCCAGACCACGUCUAAAUAAAGAGUAAACUGGAAGAUAAUCAUGGCAUUUGAUAAAACAUGAAAAAACAACACUACUCUCAAAACUAAACAAGUCCUUAGCCUGGAAUAAACUAGAACUAGACUAAACUGGUCUAGACACAAUAUGGACUUUUCUAACUCGCUCUUAAAACAACACAAAUACCUCCACAAGCAACGACAAAUCUACAGUUAAAAAAAAAAGUUGGGACACUAGUUUGGCCUUUUGGAAAUGAUAAAAUACCUUUCAUUAAAGCAACACUGUGUAACUUUCUGGAGCUGCUUUCUCUUUUCCUUGCGAAUAGAAAGUUAAAACCAUACUUUAUGUCAUACUGUGGAAUAUUAUAGCCAAAGGAACAACAAUAGGACACAUGUUUUUGGGGUUUUCCAGUGUACAAAAAAACUAAAUCCUGCUUUUAUUUUUGCCUAUUUUUCGCUAAAAAGUUACACAGUGAGGCUUUAACAUGAACAGCUUUAUGGAAAUACAGUGGAAAUGUCCAAAUGACUACUAAAUAACUAUCAGUAAUGUGGCCUAACUUUUUAAAAACUUAAACUCUGCAUGUUUACCUGAAGAUUUUUUUGAUAAUACUUAAGUUUAGGGACCACAUAUUAAUAGCUAACUAGGUGGGUUGAUAAUUAGCUGUUACUUAGCUAUUACUUGGCAUUAAUUAAACACUUAUUAAUGCUUAUUAAGAUUCCAGUGUAUGCGCAAACAUCUAUUGUAAUUUCCACUACUUUAAUGGGAAGAAAAUAGUUAUUAAUGGAUUAGUACUUGCAAAAUACAGCCUUAAACAAAAAUGCAUGGAGGAAAGUACUUUAUAAAUACUAAUAAAGAUGUACCGUAUUUUGCGCACUAUAAGGCGCUCUGGAUUAUUGAAUGAAUGGUCUAUUUUCAGACUUUUUUCACAUAUAAACCGCACCGGACUGUAAGGCGCAUUAAACAAAACACAACGGUUAGAUAAGUCAGUCAAACUUUAUUUAACUCGUUCACAAUAACUCUCAACUUUGUUCAAUUGUAAUGCGCAAAAAAAAAUACUGUCUGAGACACUAAAUUGUUAGUGUAUUCACAGUAACUCAUAAUUGUUCAAACAGUUGGGUGAUUAUGGCGUUCAGCUCGCCCACAUCCCUCUCGUCAUUAUCCAAGUCAGUGUGGUUAAUGUUCCCUGGCAGUUCAGUGAUGAUUCUGGUCUUGGUGAAAGCUCGGACCACAGUUGAUACUGAUCCUUAGCCCAGGCGUCCACGAUCCGUUGGCAGAUCGUGGGGUAAGUCGCUCGGCGCUCUCUGUCUUGGUGAAUGUGUGUUCUCCUUCUCUCAUCCACUGCUCCCACGCAGCUCGCACUUUCACUUUAUUUCAGUUUGAGUUGAGUUUAAAGUGGGCGCUGUAAGCGUCUCUUGACAGGUGCAUUUUGAUAUUAAAAGGAAUCACAGUAUGUAUUACUCCGCGAUGCUCCUGACUAUGGGAGCCGUAAUGCUGCAAGUGCGGCUUUGUAGUUUACUAAAGUCGAACUAAGACACCCGAAUAAAUUCAUAUAUAAGGCGCUCUUGGAUUAUAAGGCGCACAGUCAUUUUUGGAUGAAAUUAAAGGCUUUUAAGUGCACCCUAUAGUGCGGAAAAUACGGUAAUUAAGCACUUAUUAUGCAUUUUACUAUUAACUAGCUAUUAAUAUGUUGUUCCUAAGCUAAAGCAUUAACAUUUUUUUGUUUUUACUCUACAUUUUUAUUUUAUUUAUUUACAUUUUUAAUACUUGUUGUUGGCAGUUUUUUUUUUUUUUUGCUGUCUUAACCAAUCAAAAUCUUAAUAGCCCUAGAAUUAAAUGAAAUAUUAAAGAGUAAUUUGUGGAAAAUUACAAAUAGAUUAUAAAAAGCUAAUCCAAAUAUAGUAAAGUGCCAAUUAUUAUACUAAAAGCCAAGUAACUUAAGUACAUUUUUUAUGUUGCACUUUUUAAAUGUAAAUGUUUAUAUGACCUUUUAAAUGCUGCUUCAAAAAACAGCUUCAGUUUUUUAUAUUGUUCAGCACAAUCAAAAGCCUUAUUGAUUCUCAACUGUUUUGAAUACAAUGCUUUUUCUGGUUAUGGUGCUGGGAUAUUUCUUGUUUUUAUUACUUCUUAACAAUAAUAUUUGCUGUAAUAUUUGACCUUGUAUCCUCUAUGACUGAUGACCAGCACUGUGGAGCUUAAACUCUCAAAAUAUGUGCUUGUUUACAUUAGAAAUAAUAAUAUUGAAUGAAAAACUCCACACCGUAAGUAUUAACUUUUAAAUGUUUUAUAAAGGGCUCAUAUUCCGCUGUUUUCUGAUUUGUUAUAAUGUUGUUUCCUUGUCAAAAACAUACGUGAAGUUGUAUUUGUUUUGUUUCUUUCACACGUGUUUAACUCACAAGUCCUGCAUUUUUAGGUUGUGUUUAUGUUUUCUCUCAAACAGAAAUCACUCUGUUCCAACUUGUGAUGCCAUGAAGUGCUCCACUAUCGAUAUAUCGUAUCGUUUAAUUUGAUGAUACAGUAUCGAUAUCGUGAGCUGCUGUAUCGAUAUAUCGCCAAGAGUAAUUUUUGUUAUAUUUUACUAAAUUAUUUUGUGUAAAAGCUACAAAAGUGUUGACAUUUACACUGUUUUGAUAAGUAAAAUUUGUGUUUUUCAUAUUAACUUCGCACAAACUUAGUGGACUUUCAGUAUCACAGCCAUGAUCAAGCCUUUUUUUCACUGAACUGUGUCGAAUCAGUGUGAAAUAUAUCAUAUUGAAUCAAAAGCUCAUUGUAUUGAGAAGUGUAUCGUAUGUAUCGAAGUAUGUAUCGUAUCGACAACUUCUUAAUGAUACCCAGCCCUAGUGUUUUUAAACAUCACUACGAUUUCCCAAUCUUUACUCACCAAAAAAUAAAAGGCAGCUUGUUGUCAAGAAACGGUAAUUUUCAAGUUGUCACAAGUUAAAACAGCCCUUUGGAGAUGACAGACUAAUAAAAAACUUUUUAAAAAAUGAAACGUGUGAAUGAAAAAAGUAUCUCCAGGUAUGUUUCUGAUGAGGUAACAUUAUUAUAACAUGACUUAAAUCUCUCAAGUGUCCAUUUCGCAUAAUAUAAGACUUUUACAUGUUUUUUGUCUGCACUGUUAUUACUGUUAUGGCAUUGCAUUGUCCUGUUUUACAUAAGGCGUCUAAAUGAGCUGUUAUGUCGCCGAUAUACAAUCUAUUGUAAAGGCAAAUUUAAAAUGACUAGAAUUUUGUAAAAUACUGCUCUUAAAAUGAAAUGUGAUUUUCAGAAAUAUUGUAUGGCGUCAAAUGUUUUAUAAAGAUAAUAAAUAUUAACAGUACUUAAA